Molecule: messenger RNA, 1554 nt
Organism: Exophiala bonariae
Lineage: Eukaryota; Fungi; Ascomycota; Eurotiomycetes; Chaetothyriales; Herpotrichiellaceae
Exons: 4
Coding region: 1-1554 (517 amino acids)
Biological process (GO): transmembrane transport
Cellular component (GO): membrane
Molecular function (GO): transmembrane transporter activity
Source: RefSeq, a predicted model, not a curated record
AUGGACAGUAUAAGUAUCAGUGACGGUCGCGCCGCCGAGCUGGAGCAGAAGGGAGUAUCUCCGCCAACGAUUGUCAAAGGCGAAGCGACGGUAUCUACAGCAGACGGCGAGAUCGAUGCGAUCAGCGAGGCCGAGCCACAAAAGACUUAUUACAGUAAACAAUCUGUUUGGUUGAUGGUGCUAUUCUCUGGACUAGCAAUUGGCUCCGACGGAUAUAAUGCUGCCGUGAUCGGUAACGUCGAGCUGCUACUAGCAGUCCUUUACCCCGAUGCACUCACGAAGUCCAUGUAUUCAAGGCUCUCCAAUGCUUUCCUCAUCGGCAUGAUAGUGGGUAUGCUGCUGUUUGGUACCAUCGUAGAUCAAUUGGGACGUAAGACAGGUGCCGUUGCGACAACACUGCUCUUGGUCCUCGGAAUCACUUUGAGCACAGCCGCCAAUGGCACUUCUGCUUCCGGUCUUCUUUGGAUGCUGGUUAUUGCACGAGGAAUCGCUGGAGUGGGUGCUGGUGGUGAGUAUCCUGUCAGCGGUGCAGGAGCUGCUGAAGCAACCGAUGAGGGCGACCAGUACAGAAAAAGGCGAGGUUUCAUGUUCGCCAUGUUGGCAGACUUGUCGGCGUCGUUGGGAUAUGUGUGGGGAGGGCUUGUCCCAUUGCUUUUGCUCUUGUGCUUGAAGCAAAAGGAAGAACACUACCACAUUGUCUGGAGGUUGAGUUUCGCACUAGGAAUGAUUCCGCCACUUUCAAUUUUCUGGUUUCGAAUCCGCAUGGCAACUUCGACUGCAUACCGAAAGUCGGCAAUGAGGAAGCAAAGGGUUCCAUAUUUGCUCGCAUUCAAGCAGUAUUGGCGUUCCCUUGUCGGAUGUGCUUCCACGUGGUUUCUCUACAACUAUAUCAGUGUUCCCUUUGGCAUUUUCUCUGGUACCAUCAUCAAUCGAGUCAACGCUUCAGAGUCUCUUGUCAAAAGUUUGGGAUGGGGUGUGGUCAUCAACUGUUUCUAUAUUCCCGGGCCAUUUCUGGGCGGAUAUUUGAGCGACAAGAUUGGGCGAAGGAAGACAAUGGCACUUGGCUUUGGUCUCCAGGCCAUCUUAGGCUUCAUCCUCGGAGGCGCCAACAAGCAAAUUGAAAAUAUCUUCCCGCUUUUUGUUGUCUUAUACGGGCUGUUCCUGACACUUGGAGAAGUUGGUCCUGGAAGUACCGUUGUUCUUGCAGCAUCUGAAUCAUUCCCAACCGCAAUCAGAGGUCAGAUGAUGGGGUUUGUCUCCGCCUGGUCAAAGGCAGGCGCAGCGAUAGGCACUCAAGUAUUUACAGCAAUUUUGAAUUCUUACGAUGACCCAACAAAAGGCAAUCAGACUGCAUUCUUGAUUGGGUCCGCUUUUGCUGCUGUCGGGAUGCUGAUUGCUUUCUUCGUUAUUCCGGAUGUAAGCAGGCGGCUAAACGACGAAGACGAGGUGUGGAAGCUGUAUCUUGCCGAGCAUGGGUGGGAGGCGGAGUGGGGCGAUAAGGUAUCCCGAGAUCCUCAAGGCGUGAUGAUGCACAAGGUCGUUCCAAUAUCAUAG